AUUUAAUUCAAAAUGGGUAAAUGGAUGAAAUUAUAAGCAAGCGCCAUCUUUCAACAAUUAACCGAAGAAAAUUCAUCAAGGUCAUUGGGUUAUUCUAACCUCUAUGUUAAUAAUCAGUUUUUAUCAAUUUCUCUACACCAACAUUUAGCCCACCGCUUCAUUUAAUAAAUUAAUAAAUAAUUCUCGAAAUUAUUUAAUAAAUGGCAAAGAAUAUAAAUAAAUUAUUUCCCAUAAUAUUACGAUCUCGAAAUUAUUCCACGAAUCACCCAGAAAAAUGUAACAAUUAUGAUUUGGUUGUUAUCGGCGGUGGAAUUGUAGGAAUGAGUUCAGCGAGAGAAUUAAAAAAUCGCCACCCCAAUUUAAAAAUGGCCGUUUUAGAAAAAGAAUCAAAAUUGGCCGCUCAUCAAACGGGCCACAACAGCGGUGUGAUACACGCUGGGAUUUAUUACACACCAGGUUCAUUAAAAGCAAAAUUAUGCGUUGAAGGGAUGAAAAAGCUUUAUGAUUACGUUGAGGAGAAAUCGAUUCCCAAAAAAAGGAUUGGAAAAUUAAUUGUGGCAACGGAUCAAAUUGAAGUUGAUCGAUUAAAUGUUCUUUACGAACGUGCCUUAAAAAAUAAAGUAGAUAACGUUGAAUUAAUCGAUGAGAAAGGUAUCAAACAGAUUGAGCCUCAUUGUAAAGGGCUCAAAGCGAUUUGGUCGCCGAAUACUGGAAUAAUAGAUUAUUCGUUGGUUACAGAAGAGUAUGCGAAAGAUUUUAAAACUCAAAAUGGCGAGAUUUAUUUAAACUUUGAGGUUAAUUCGUUUUCGUCGAGUGAUAAUCCCGAUUAUCCAGUUCGAAUUUCUUCGAAAGAUAACAACACGGUUUUAGCUAAACACGUUUUAACUUGCGGUGGGUUACAUUCUGAUAGAUUGUCGGAGUUAUGCGGGUGCAACCCAAACCCCAGAAUAGUUCCAUUUCGAGGAGAAUAUUUACUUUUAAAUAAAUCUAAAACUAACAUCGUCAAAUCGAAUAUCUACCCCGUUCCGGAUCCAAGAUUUCCAUUUUUAGGGGUUCAUUUCACCCCGAGAAUGAACGGAGACGUUUGGUUGGGCCCAAACGCCGUCUUAGCCUUUAAACGGGAAGGUUACAGUUGGUUCGAUAUUAACCUUAAAGACGUUUGGGAGUCGAUUUCGCACAGCGGUUUUCAAAAAUUGGCCUACAAAUUUUUAUCAGCUGGAUUAGACGAGAUGUAUCGCUCGAUUUUCAUUGAUAAACAAGUUAAGAUGUUGCAAAAAUUUAUUCCUGAUGUUACGAUAAAUGAUGUGAAACGUGGACCAAGCGGAGUUCGAGCCCAAGCUUUAGAUGCGGAUGGGAAUUUAGUCGACGAUUUCUUUUUUGAUAUGGGGAAAGGGGAUUUUGGGAAAAGAAUUUUACAUUGUAGGAAUGCCCCGUCACCCGGAGCUACUAGUUCACUUGCUAUUGCUGGAAUGGUUGCUGAUAAAAUGGAGAAUCAAUUUAAAUUAUAAGAAAACAUUGCAUUUUUUUGUUGAGUUAAUAAUAAUUUGAAUUAUAAAAUUAAAAUAAAAUUUUUUUAAAAUGACGUUUGUGAUACUCAUACUUGCCAACCAUUUAAAAAUGAAUUUUACUCUGUCAA
Messenger RNA from Onthophagus taurus, 1636 nucleotides. The record is from RefSeq and is a predicted model, not a curated record. Lineage: Eukaryota; Metazoa; Arthropoda; Insecta; Coleoptera; Scarabaeidae.